UGCCCAAAAUCUGGAAGCUUGUGUGUCUCCUCUAAAUAAAAAAUACCUUUCUGAAAACGAUGAAGAAGAACUAGAGGAAAAUCCAUUAAUCUCACAGACAAAAAUCACAACACCAUUGUCCAAGUUAUUAGUUAAUAAAGAAGAAAAUGAAAUUGAUUUGCUUGAUUUAUUAGAGAAUUAUAUUCUAUACUUAUCAAAUACAUUAUCAAUUUCACUUUCAAAUAUUAAACAAGA
This is a messenger RNA of Entrophospora sp. SA101, 234 nucleotides long. NCBI's taxonomy places the organism in Eukaryota, Fungi, Glomeromycota, Glomeromycetes, Entrophosporales, Entrophosporaceae. The record is from the annotation of a GenBank genome assembly.